GGGCUGUGUGAAUAGAGGUGGGGUAUAGAUGACGGUCAGCGCGUCCUGUGUGACUCGCUCUCAGGAUUAAAGAGUACAAUCAGUCUGUGAUUUAUUUACUAUUUAUUUAUUACUUUUAUUUAUUGAUUGGUUUUAUUUGCCCGGAGAUUAAUCCGGGUUAAUAUGAGCUCCAGGCCGCUGCGCUUCUGUCCUUGGCUGUCUGGCUGAGUUGUAGCCGGGCUGGGUUAGCCGGGGAGACGGGCGGGGAGCUGCGGGACGCGGGGAUGGAUUUCGCGCUGAGCGGGGUGGCCGCCUGCGGGGCGUGCGUGUUCACUAACCCGCUGGAGGUGGUGAAGACCCGGAUGCAGCUGCAGGGAGAGCUCCAGAGCCGCGGCUCUUACCGGGUCCAUUACAGGAACGUAUUCCACGCCUUCUACACUAUCGGGCGCGUGGAGGGGCUGCGCGGGCUGCAGCGGGGGCUCAUGGCCGGGAUGCUGUACCAGUUCUUCAUGAACGGAGUUCGGCUCGGUUCCUACGCGCUGAUCGAGUCCGCCGGGUACAUCCACACGGGGGGGCGCGUCAGCGCCGCCAAGAGCACCGCCGCCGGGGCCGCCAGCGGGGUGGUGGGGGCGGUGAUGGGCAGCCCCAUUUACCUGGUAAAAACUCACCUGCAGAGCCAAUCAACAUCCACCAUCGCAGUGGGUCAUCAGUAUCAGCACCGGGGAAUGCUGCAUGCGCUGGUGGCGAUUCACCGACAGCAUGGCAUUGUGGGAUUGUGGCGCGGCUCCACUGCGGCGGUGCCGAGGGUCAGCGUCGGGUCAGCGGCUCAACUCUGUACAUUCAGUUCCUGCAGAGAGUUCAUCACUGACCUUCAGGUGUUGCCGGAGGACAGUUGGUUGGUGGCUCUGGGUUCGGGGAUGGUCAGUAGUGUUGCUGUGGUUUUGGCGAUGACUCCGUUUGAUGUGGUCAGCACUCGACUCUACAACCAGCCAGUCGACCAAUGGGGCAAGGGACGGCUGUAUCAGGGGUUUGUGGACUGUCUCUCGAGGACGUUGGGGACGGAGGGACUGAGGGGACUCUAUAAAGGACUCGGAGCUUCUUACUUCAGACUCGGCCCUCACACCGUCCUCUCACUGCUGUUCUGGGAUCAGCUCCGCUACGUCUACCGCACACACAACUACUGACCG
Messenger RNA from Astyanax mexicanus (Mexican tetra), 1166 nucleotides. RefSeq names its product solute carrier family 25 member 35 (gene slc25a35). The record is from RefSeq and is a predicted model, not a curated record. The coding region runs from base 264 to 1163 and encodes 299 amino acids. The transcript is spliced from 5 exons. NCBI's taxonomy places the organism in Eukaryota, Metazoa, Chordata, Actinopteri, Characiformes, Acestrorhamphidae.